AUGGGCAAUGCCAUGAGCAGUAGUAAUUCGACAUUGCCAAGAAAGGAGACACAAAAUCGCUCUGGACGGUAUCGAUCCACAAUACACGAUCAGCUAGAUUAUACCGGCCCGAAGCGGUGUUUCUUCGAAGAUGAACUUGUUUACAGUCACAGUGGGCACGAAGAAUCCGAAAGUCAGCAACCACGUAAUCCCGAAAAUUCACGCAUGUUGUUCUUACUCUAUCUCAUCCAUCGAACAUGGAACGUGAUGGUAGACAGUGUUGAUCAGAAGGGUAAAAAAGGGCGACUGGGCCUUGCCAACUCAGAGGACUCUGGAGCUCCGAGAAGCCUAAACGAUGAAGGCUUCGAUACUGAACACUAUCUUACUGACUUCGAUGAUCAAUCAAGUUUGUAUGACUCCCGGUAUUCGUGUUGCACCUGUAGUUACUGUGAAGAAGAAUCGGACCGUAGCCAUUUCGACAAUGUUGCUUGUAACCGUUUUUCAUUCUGUGAAAGUGAUCUGUCUUAUUGCCUGUACCAGAUGGCGCCAAGCGCUGGAAAGAAUUCCCCAGAUGGGACACAGAUAGGCCCUCCAGAUGAGACGCUGGGAUGGAACGGAAAUACCAAGCAACAGGAAAACCAGCGUCCACCAGUAUUUAACCCUGAGGACUAUGUAAUUUCCCUCAAAAAGUUCGGACGCAGAGGGUCGAAUGGAAAUUUCAAAUCAAUCUACGAUACCACAAACACCGAGGACGCACCAAAGCCAACCAAAACCGUUAAUAAUGUUCGCUCGCAGACAUUACCGCACAAACACUCAGACUACCGUUCCCCGAUUCCGACACCACCAGAAACAGAAGGAGAAAUGUCCCUGCGGCAGUUCGGUUCUGUCACGGACCUUCUCACCAAACUGCGUGCUGAUCUUCGGGCGUCAUUUCCAAGCUUUGUACAGGAGCUCGUUUCAAGCCCCUUGGAUGGCGUCAGUUUGUUGCUGGAAGUUUUGCGCGCAAUUCAACUCAGUCAAAAUGCACCGCUUAAUGGCGCCACAACGAUGCCCUCUGGUGGCAUUCCUCGGAACAACCAAUCAUAUCAAAGGCGCGCGUUACUGGAUGAGCUGGCUUGUUUACAAUGUUUGAGUAUCUGCUGCACGAGAAGUCCGGAAGCCGGGAUACGCUUGGGUAUUACGCCGAUAGGGUUACUUCCCUUGGCGGCAGCAGCCACCGGCACGGGAAUACGAUCACGCAUCGUGGCCCUUCAGCUUCUCACGAUCGCGUGCGAUAGAGCUGGCUUAAACGAUGGAACGCAACGCAACCAGCACCACGGACAUACGGCCGUUUCGGAGGCGCUCUCGACACUUCGCCUGCGCUGUGCUGAACCUGUCCGAUUUAGGCUACUCGUGGGGAUGUUGAAUAGUAGCGGUGGUUCCGGUGAGCUACAAGCUGUCGGUAUGAGGUUCAUCAACACCUUCCUCGAAAGCUCGGACAACACUCAAACGCGCCUGUACCUGCAAGCCGAGUUAUUCCAGGCCGGACUCGACCCGUCACAGAUGUGUAAGUCCAUCUCGUCAACGUCGCCCUGGAUGGAGCGACUUCGAGGGGAAGUGAAACGAUGGGAUGCCAUACGAAUUGAUAUUGAGCAGUUGCAGCUGCAGGCCCGCUCGGCCGAACAGGUUCGAAGUCGCUUGGUCAUCUUGGAGCGUCGAGUACAAAUCCUGCACGAAGAGAAAACCGUCCUGACCACCAUGGAGAGAAGACUGCAAGAGCGCUGCGCUGAGCUCCAGCGAGAAGUGCUACGUCUGAAGGGUACCGUCAGCGGUACUGGCGAUGGAUCCAAAGCCCACGAGGGCUCAGCUAACUCAGCCAGUCUAGAGAAACGGCCAGUCGCUCUGCCACGCCAGGUACCUCCGCAAGCGAAGCGAAACAACUCGUCCGAGAACGACGACGAAGGUAUAAGCAGCUCCGAGACCGGGCAAUCGUCAACUCCCGAGCCACCACGGUUAUUUCCAGCCAAGGAUGGAGGUUCUAGUGCGGGAUCGCACAAAUUUAGCAUCUCCCUGACGCAGGAAAGCACCGUACCGAUCCACGAGCUGAACGGUAAUGUCGAGGAUGACACAAACGCUACGAUCGAGGAUGUGAUCGAAGAGCUGCAGAACAUCGUGAACGACGCGGAGCGCGAAAUAUCCGACCAGAACGAGGUUCUUUACCAGCAAAAGGACGACAUUCCUGAGCAUGCACUGUACAGCCUGGAGAUUUCCAAUGAACACGAGAUCGUACCGGUGAAUCUGUUGCCGCAGCCUCCGCGCAAAUCGCGAUCCCUGGCGCACCUGAUCUCGAACCCUUCCGACGGCGAAGGGUCCGGGUACGAUUUGAUGCUGGCCAACAACGAAACCAAGGUUGAUUUUUUUGACGACGACGAAACGGGUUCCGGUAAAGUGAAGCUUCCGUUUGGCGAUGGUGAUGGUGGGGCCAACGGCUUCUUUGAAGCAAAGGCGGUGGGAUUAUUGCCCGCGGUAACUUCCCAGGAGACUGAACCGUGCGCAAUCACGAGCCCGGAUGUGGUCCACUCUACCGUCGAUGGUGCCAUCUCGGGCGUAGCGGUCCUUCAUCACUCGCGUAGUCGUCACCCUUCAGCGAAAGACUCCAACCGGGCCAUACUCAACGUUAUAAUGGACGCACGGGACAAGGAAUCGCGUUUGUUGCGAGCACAAUCUUUGGAGCGUGACCAGCACCCUGGGCAGCCGGUGGCUCCACAGCAAUUUAACGGGGUGUUUUUUAUGACCGACAUGAACAGUGCCGGCAGGUAUCCGAAACCGGACAUCACGGCGGCACUGGAAGCAAAGAAGGUCACGAAAAACCUCGAUCGCAUGGGUGCUUAUGGCGUCGAUUCCAUGAUCGAUAUUGUUAUGACAAACGAACAACGGCUGAGCAAAGCGAACGCGUACGCAAAAUCUCGCAUGGUUGCAGCUUCAGGACCUCCAAAUCCGGCAAAGGGCGCAAUGCCAAGCAAACUGACCGGGAACAACAACUUCAAGCUUCGACCAAACACUAGCUCCUCGCAACUACCCUGCUUCACUGUUGGUUCUGCGAUGGCACGCGAAGCAAGUCGUAGUCAGACGAACUUCGGUGGUUCCAAAGUGACAGACUUACCAUCUGGAUUGUACUGA
Messenger RNA from Anopheles nili, 3138 nucleotides. RefSeq lists its product as uncharacterized. NCBI's taxonomy places the organism in Eukaryota, Metazoa, Arthropoda, Insecta, Diptera, Culicidae. The coding region runs from base 1 to 3138 and encodes 1045 amino acids. Gene Ontology annotation, biological process: cortical actin cytoskeleton organization; cell migration; regulation of cell shape. The record is from RefSeq and is a predicted model, not a curated record. Gene Ontology annotation, molecular function: actin filament binding; small GTPase binding. The transcript has 7 exons. Gene Ontology annotation, cellular component: cytosol.